AUAAUAUUCUCUAUAUUUUUAAUUACAGAACCUGAUAGAAACUCUCUGGAGGAUUCCUCAGUCACCAUGUCAACCAACAAUGACAUUUCUCUCUCUUCAUAUGAUGAAGAUCAGGGAUCCAAACUCAUCCGAAAAGCUAAAGAGGCACCAUUUGUCCCCAUUGGAAUGGCAGGUUUUGCAGCAAUCGUUGCAUAUGGACUCUACAAACUGAAGAGCCGGGGAAAUACCAAAAUGUCCGUCCACCUGAUCCACAUGCGCGUGGCAGCCCAAGGCUUCGUGGUGGGAGCAAUGACCGUUGGUAUGGGCUACUCCUUGUAUCGGGAAUACUGGGCGAAACCUAAACCUUAGAAGAGGAGAUGGCGUCUCAGUCUGGUCGGAUGUGCUUGCUUUAGUUAGACACCUCAUACUGAGGUUACGUGUGUGUCAAAAACAAAUCGUUCGAUGGGUUCGGAUAAGGUAUUUUGAAUAUCGGCUUCCUGUCUCACAGCCUUGACUUGCCUGGUGACCAAAAUGAUUAGUGACCAGGAAAGUCAGGUUAACACAAAAGAAACCUGUCACCCCAAUGUACUCUGUAGUGUUAAAAUCUCCAGCUUCUUAAACCCUGAUGAUGAAACUAGUUCUAAAGAAGAGCCCAGACUAACCUGGACGUACUCCCAGCUCGCUGCAGAACACCUCCUGCUUUGGGUGUGAUGUAGGAGUCUCGUUUAUCCAGUUAAUCCAACAUUUUUCUGUGUGCCUUGCGGACUGGUCGAGUACUUCAGGUUUUAGGGCUGGUUGGCUCCUGGAGAACUGUUUUGAAAAAGUGCAUGGACUAUAAUCUGUAAAGCCUUUUUUAACUGACACGUGUGUUUAAACCAAACCUAGAAAGCUUGCAGUGGGGUCGCAGAGUACUAUUUAUUUCAUAAUCACACUUGUAAACAUGAGAAUAAGUUAAUGACGAUUCCAGUUUAGCUCUUUUGUAAUUGCAGAAUUAUAUUUUUGCCGCUGUUAGAUUAGAAUAAUUUUUAAAUGUCACGUUGGACUAGGAAUAUGUAUUUUAAGUAUUAACACAAAGCUAAAUGGAGAACACUUUUUAAACGUGUGCAGUAUAUUUAUUUUCUCUGUAAAACUAAACAGAUUACUGAUAAUGAAAGUGAUUAAUGAUUUAUAAGCAAGCUGGUUGGUCUGACAUUAUAUACAAACUUUGAUAUACUACAGAAUGCUUUAUUGCACUUGUGAAACUCUCUUGUCUAAUCUGAAUUUCCAUCCCUUGGUGACAACAUGGUGUAUAUAUAUUGUUAUUAAAGUAAGUGAACAUA
Tupaia belangeri chinensis (Chinese tree shrew) is the source of this 1298-nucleotide messenger RNA. RefSeq names its product HIG1 hypoxia inducible domain family member 1A (gene HIGD1A). The coding region runs from base 67 to 348 and encodes 93 amino acids. The transcript has 3 exons. NCBI's taxonomy places the organism in Eukaryota, Metazoa, Chordata, Mammalia, Scandentia, Tupaiidae. The record is from RefSeq and is a predicted model, not a curated record. Gene Ontology annotation, cellular component: mitochondrion. Gene Ontology annotation, biological process: negative regulation of apoptotic process; mitochondrial respirasome assembly.